AUGCCCUUCCCGCGCCCGGUCUCCCCAUUCUCCCUCGAGACAUGCGCUACCCCGCCCCACAGCUUUGACACCGAUGCCUUGCUCGGUUCGGACGAUGAACUGGAUGACGCCGCUAGUGCCGCACAGCGACAGCGCAUUGAGAAACUCGCCGAGUCGUAUCUGCAGGGCAAACCAUUGUUUAUUCUCUCCGCUGGACUGAAAGGCCCGUUGGAUGAGGAAUGGAAGAAUCCGUGGGAAAAGCGCAGGAAGCGUGGGAAAGCCACUUCGGGGUUGCAACCAGAGAAAGCCAAUGCGCCCGAACGUAUGGUCAAGGAAACCGAUUUGCGCGCACCGAGAUUUAGAGAGAGCUUGCCAGCUAGCGGCCGUGAACACGAGAUACCAGCGUCGUCUUUGAAUCGUGCUGGGAGCUCCUCGGCUCAGCCCGGAGCUCGGUCUUUGUCAUCUAAAUCACCACGGAGGGACUCUACGCAAUCAGCUUCGCGGUCAGGCCGCGGCGACUCCAAUGGGAAAUCGCGUUCCCCUGUGAAAUCGAGUGGUCUACCGGAUUCAUCAGUGCAAAGUCAAUCGAGCGUACGACCUCGUCCGGCUGAUUGGCUCAAGAAGGACCGCAGGCUGAUGAACUUCACCAAGUUCGAUCCACCAAGCUCUCCUACGAUAUCGGUUGCAUCUCGUCAAUCAGACAAGGCUCGCCGACCGCCAGCUCGCAGUGUCCAGGUCCAGGUUCCGCAAACACCAGGAUCUCCAUCUAAACUACAACCCGUCAAAAACAUUCCACCGAAAACUGCCAAGAGUAGCUCCAAUGGGCGCACCCCAAAAUCGACACGGUCUACUAGCUCGACUUCACCCAGAAUAUCCAAAUCUAGGUCGUCCUUGGAUGACGAGAGCAUACUGCAAGAGGAAACUAUUUUGCAUGAUGGAACUCCAGCAGGGAAAGAAGUAGAUGUUGCUUCGCAGCCUGCUAGUGCUGUGAAUAUUCAGUCGGUGAAUACCACUACGACCAACGACCCGAAAGAGCCCCUCACCGAUCGCCCUUCUACUCACGCUGCCAGCGUUCAGCUGUCAAAAUCCGAUUCGCCAGAUGUCCCCGAUCAAGAAGCAGUUUCUCAGCAAGUGCCGCCGAAAGAAGCCGAAAGCCACAAAACCCAAUCCAAAGACCUUAGAUUCGCAGAUCAGUCCGACAUCGUCGACGGAGAAGACAAGGAGACCUUUCAGGGCACAGCGCCCUCUACAGAGCCCGAACCGGUUGCAACAGAGCAAAAUACAUAUGAAGAUCUGCCCUCCGCUCAAAGGGUUCCAGCGCCCCUGGGAGCAUCAGAUCGAAUCACAUCAUUGCACUCGACGGCAUUGCCAAAGGCAGACACUGACCUCGGUUCAAGCACAAGUCCUGAUACCCAGCUGUCAACCCAAGCAGCGCUCUUACACGCCCAAAAGUCCUUCCAGGAGGACCUGGACAGCCCGGCGUAUUAUGCCGCUACGCCUGGUCAAAACAAAGCGAUCCAUUCACCGAGUGGCACGAGUUAUUCAGCAAAUGUCACUCCUUUCUAUCGCAUAGAGCAGUCGCUACAACGGGAUUUUGAACAAAGCUCUCUAUCAGCGGAUAAGGAUAGGAUGCAAGCCAUGAGCACGCAAUAUAUGCUCGAUGCAGCCACGCCCUUCAACUUCAGUAUCGAGCAAGCUGGCCAAAACUCAAGUUGGAACCCGACCAAUAAGAACAAGAGCCAAGCCAUGGAUACGCAGUUCAUGCUUGAUGCAGCUACUCCCUAUGCCUUCAGCACGGAGAAAAAGCCUCGCGCAUCUCUACCGGAUCUGGCCAAAAGCCUGCCUACUGGAUCAAAGAGAAAGAAGCCCCAUGACGCGAGUUGCUUUAUGUCCCCCCCAGAGUGA
Molecule: messenger RNA, 1884 nt
Organism: Penicillium brevicompactum
Lineage: Eukaryota; Fungi; Ascomycota; Eurotiomycetes; Eurotiales; Aspergillaceae
Exons: 2
Coding region: 1-1884 (627 amino acids)
Source: RefSeq, a predicted model, not a curated record